ACUCGUUCCCUUUUGCCCUAAUUUUCUCUUUCAACACAUAAAAACCGCUUUUCAUCCCAUUCCGAAAACCCUAACCCUCUCUCUCUCUCUAACCUCUCUACGCAACCUUCAAUCGGCGAUUCAAUCUACACACCGUAAUGGCGUCUUUCGCGGAGGCUCCUGCCGGAAAUCCAACCACCGGUGAGAAGAUCUUCAAGACAAAGUGCGCUCAAUGUCACACCGUCGAGAAAGGCGCUGGUCACAAACAAGGACCCAACCUAAAUGGACUGUUUGGAAGGCAGUCUGGAACCACUGCUGGAUAUUCUUACUCUGCUGGUAACAAGAACAAGGCAGUUAUCUGGGAGGAAAACACUUUGUACGACUACUUGUUGAACCCGAAGAAGUACAUCCCUGGAACAAAGAUGGUUUUCCCAGGACUGAAAAAGCCACAGGAGCGUGCAGAUCUCAUUGCAUACUUGAAGACAUCCACAGCGUAAUUUUUUCAAUUACGUAUUAUAACACCAUUUUGAAGUUCUCUUGGUGAUUCGUGGUAUUAGGAGAUAACUUUGGAUUAUAUUUUGAUAAAUAAGGGGAGGACAUUCAUCAAAUUUUAUUACUCUCAUCAUUUUUUGUUAUUCAAAUGGCAAGAGCCUUUUUGUUCUUCAGACAGAAAUUACUAUGCGUUUGAAGUGAUUUGUUUUACACCCCAUUUAUAUGUUUGUUAAUUAUGCUUGAUGGCUUUCUCUGUUA
Helianthus annuus (common sunflower) is the source of this 729-nucleotide messenger RNA. Its product is annotated as cytochrome c-like. The record is from RefSeq and is a predicted model, not a curated record. The transcript is spliced from 3 exons. Gene Ontology annotation, cellular component: mitochondrial intermembrane space. The coding region runs from base 138 to 476 and encodes 112 amino acids. Gene Ontology annotation, biological process: mitochondrial electron transport, cytochrome c to oxygen; mitochondrial electron transport, ubiquinol to cytochrome c. Gene Ontology annotation, molecular function: electron transfer activity; heme binding. Lineage: Eukaryota; Viridiplantae; Streptophyta; Magnoliopsida; Asterales; Asteraceae.